AUGGACACAAGCUAUCUAACCACUCAAGUCACGACAAUUAUUGGGCAACUUCACGGCCUGUUCGAUGAAAUAGGAGUACCUAACCAUGAGCGAGAAUCUAGAGAGACAGAGCUUUUCACAGCUUUGUCCGAGACUCUGCAUAACCAACUAAAGAUAGUCAAUGGGGAGAAGGGCCAACUUACGGAAGAGGCCAACCGCCUCAUCAAGACCAUUAGGCAGAUGGAAACGUCGCUAGAGGACAAAAAAGCUACUGACGAAUAUCAACUUGAGAAUGAUGAUCUUAAAGUCACACUGCCUCUCAUGCAAUGCCUUGAAGGACUGAAAGCAAAGUACAAUGCCGUGGCCAAAGUUCAUCGCCAACGUUUUGAGGAAGUGAAAAAACUCGCCGAAGCUCUUGAAUCCUACUCGUCUCAUCUUGAACCCUCAUUUGUCAAAAUUGCUCUACCAUCCUGCUCUAAUAGCUCCUCCCCACCGCCUACCUUUGACCUUUCAUCCUCCUACGUCGCUUCACUUGAUAAAGAAUUCUCUAAGGUGUAUGAAGAGUACCAGCGGCGAAUCAAAAGCGUGCAAUCGACGGCAGAUGACAUUGUCAAUCUGUGGGCUGAACUGGGUACGCCACAAGCACAAACAGAGAGCUCUAUUAUCAAGUAUUAUCGCGAUGCUCCAGAGCAGCUGGGUCUUCAUCAAGACGAUAUGAAGAGACUUGAUGGAAAGCGAGAUCGUCUGAUAGAAGAGAAACGAGCACGCGAGAGAAGACUGAAAGAGCUGAGAGCAACAGUAGAGGGGCUGUGGGACCGCUUAGGUGUCGAAGAGCCUGAUCGAAAGCGAUUUCUGGCGGCAAAUCGUGGCUGCGGCCUUCGAGUGAUCAACGAGUACGAAUCAGAAUUAGAUCGCUUGAACGAGCUUAAGAGGCAGAAUCUGCACCUAUUUGUCGAGGACGCAAGGUUCAAGCUUCAAGAAUUGUGGGACAGCUUGUACUUCUCAGAAGAGGAGAUGCUUGACUUCGCGCCAGCUUUCUCCGACGUGUAUAGCGACGCCUUGCUCUCUGCACAUGAGGCGGAGAUUGCACGCCUUGAAGCGUUGAAAGAGCAGCGAGCACCUACACUACAGCUCGUGGAUAAGCAUCGUUCUCUUGUCAAAGAUCGCGAUGACCUAGCAGCUUCUAGCCAGGAUGCAUCUCGAUUACUCCUGAAACCACAGAAAGGUGAAAAACGCGAUCCAACAAGACUGCUGCGAGAGGAGAAGAUGCGGAAGAGGAUAGCGAAGGAUCUGCCAAAGGUUGAGGCGGAGCUGAGGAGAGGACUAGAAAGAUGGGAGGACGAGUACGGCAGACCGUUCCUUGUCCAUGGAAUUGCGUAUCUUGAUGAGCUUGCUGCAGCAGCGGAGAAAACCUUACCUCCUCGAUCAAAAACCCCAUCCGCUGGACCCACGUAUGCAUCGACAACGAAGAAAGUACCUUUGAAAUCAGCGCCAGAGCCAGCAGCCUCACGCGCAGGGAGUGUAGCAGCAAGCGUGACUCGUUCGCAAGCACCAUCGCGUGCAGGGACCGCAACUCCAGGCGCGAAGACGACUCCAGGAACAGGGGCAAUGAGACGCAAUCCACUUGCUAGUUCUGUUAUAACAACGGGAGGCAGAACGCCGUCAAAAAUUCCAGCACGUGUACCGCUGGGUGCCACACGUAAUGGAGGCAAUUCACCAGAGAGACGCCCACCUAUGCCCAAAUCAGAAGGUUCUUACGAUUCUAACACCAUUCGCUCAAUGGGUCCGCCUCGAGCGCCUCCUCCAAAAAUGAGGGACCUCUUCGAGCCGCCAAAGUUGCAAGAGACAUACCAGAAUGAGAACACCAGAUGUGCCAGUGUCGCUUCCUCAACAGACUCUCGCGUUCGACCAGUCAGCCCUGAAGACGUGUACGAUGAUCGAGAGAGGAUGUCAUACGUUGAUCACUCUAUGAUGCAGUCGAAUCACCACAACUACACUGACAGCCGAUACGAAAACCGCCAAUAUAUGGCUCCCGCAGACAGCAGACAGAUCUCCACUACUUCCACUACUAACACCGGAACAUCAGGCUCCGAAAACUGGGAAACCUUUGACGAUGCUUCGGAGCCCGAAGUUGACGCUAGCUCAGCUUAUCAUGCAAAGCUGCGAGCGGCUAAGAAUGGCAAACGAUUUACCCCUGAAGGAGUUUACACGCCUCCCGGCAAGAAGUUCAGAUCUGCUUAUGGGCAUCCACAACCAAUCGUUGAGGAUCAACAAGGGAGGAGGAUGGCCACAGGCAGCGAGUCUGCUUGGACGGAUGAGGACGCCUUCUGA
Molecule: messenger RNA, 2310 nt
Organism: Bacidia gigantensis
Lineage: Eukaryota; Fungi; Ascomycota; Lecanoromycetes; Lecanorales; Ramalinaceae
Exons: 4
Coding region: 1-2310 (769 amino acids)
Biological process (GO): microtubule cytoskeleton organization; mitotic spindle midzone assembly
Cellular component (GO): mitotic spindle midzone; spindle; cytoplasm
Molecular function (GO): microtubule binding
Source: RefSeq, a predicted model, not a curated record